AUGGGUUGCUUUAAUAUGAGGUAUUAUAUAUGUGAUACUUUUGUGGCUGUUGGUAUAACAGAAACAGCUUUGUACUCAGUUUCUUAUUUUUAUGAUCCAAUAUUCGAAGAGUUUUAUUUUGGAACAUUUAAUACUCUAGUUGACAUAGAAUAUAUUUAAUUAAUGAACUAGUAUUUUCCAGAUUUCAAGUAUUAUUAUUUCAGAUUUUGCUUAUAAAAUACAAAUAAAAUGUGA
Paramecium sonneborni is the source of this 234-nucleotide messenger RNA. NCBI's taxonomy places the organism in Eukaryota, Ciliophora, Oligohymenophorea, Peniculida, Parameciidae. The record is from the annotation of a GenBank genome assembly.